Olea europaea var. sylvestris is the source of this 566-nucleotide messenger RNA. RefSeq lists its product as uncharacterized. The record is from RefSeq and is a predicted model, not a curated record. The transcript has a single exon. Lineage: Eukaryota; Viridiplantae; Streptophyta; Magnoliopsida; Lamiales; Oleaceae. Bases 189 to 560 code for a protein of 123 amino acids.
CCCACCAAAGAAGCAGCUGAAUACGAGCUCCUUCAUUCCGCAUAAGUAAGAAAAAAUUUCAGGAUUUCGUAGUUUCGGAGCUCUUUUCUUCGUUUCCUCUUACAGGUAUACCUUCAAGAAAUUAAGAAUUAUUGAAAUAUCCCAUUCUUCUUUUCAUAAUUUCUGUUUAAAUUUGUGGGGGAUUCAGAAUGUUGAGGGAUUUCAAAUUUAUGCGCCGAAAUUCCGGCAAGAAUCCCAACGCAGAGGAAAUCGAGAAUGUCCCUAUAAAUCCCAGGGACUCUUUAGGUCCUCAGAUUAUCAAGGAUUCUCAGAGGCCCCCUCUAUAUGCAAUUCAAGAACCAAUCCAGAAUUCUAAAGGUGGUAUAGAUCAAAAAUUGAGUGGUGUUAAGGUUAAUAAAACUGACAGAACCCCCGUUAAGCCAAAGUCUAAGAAGUCAGAUUCAACAAUGCUGCAUUCCACUCCAGAAAAACAAGGGCUAGUGUCAAAAAAUCACUUUGGGUGGGCCCAGAAGAGUGACUGUUACUCUAGUUCUAGUGCCGUUGAGUCGAGGGAGGAGUGAAGGGCA